Molecule: messenger RNA, 1964 nt
Organism: Toxorhynchites rutilus septentrionalis
Lineage: Eukaryota; Metazoa; Arthropoda; Insecta; Diptera; Culicidae
Product: calreticulin
Exons: 3
Coding region: 148-1377 (409 amino acids)
Biological process (GO): protein folding
Cellular component (GO): endoplasmic reticulum membrane; endoplasmic reticulum
Molecular function (GO): calcium ion binding
Source: RefSeq, a predicted model, not a curated record
CGGCGCUGGGCCAGCCAAUCAAUCGUAGUCGGAAAGCUAACCGAAGCGGACGCUGGGAUCCGGGACUGGGAAUCUGUGGUUAGAAUAAGUUGAACCAAAGUAGUGUGUACUUCUUUUAGUCAGGGGGAGUGUGUAAUUACACUAAAAAUGCACGCUUUCGCCAAGGUAUUAGCCGUUCUAUCCGUGGUUGCCCUGGUGGCGGCCGAGGUUUACUUCGAGGAGAACUUCAAAGAUGACUCCUGGGAGAAGAAUUGGGUUCAGAGCGAGCACAAGGGAGUAGAGUACGGAAAAUUCGUACAAACGGCAGGAAAGUUCUUCAACGAUGAGGAAAACGACAAAGGUCUGCAAACGUCCCAGGACGCCCGCUUCUACGCCCUGUCGGCCAAGUUCAAGCCCUUCUCGAACAAGGACGACACCCUGGUGAUCCAGUUCUCGGUCAAGCACGAGCAGAACAUCGACUGCGGCGGUGGCUACCUGAAGGUGUUCGACUGCAGCGUAAACCAGAAGGACCUGCACGGCGAUUCGCCCUAUCUGGUGAUGUUCGGUCCGGAUAUCUGCGGCCCCGGCACCAAGAAGGUGCACGUCAUCUUCAGCUACAAGGGGAAGAACCACCUGAUCAACAAGGAUAUCCGCUGCAAGGAUGAUGUGUACACGCACUUCUACACGCUGAUUGUGAAGUCGGACAACUCGUACGAGGUGCUGAUCGACAACGAGAAGGUUGAGUUCGGUUCGCUGGAGGAAGACUGGGACUUCCUGCCGCCGAAAAAGAUCAAGGAUCCAGAGGCGAAGAAGCCAGAGGAUUGGGAUGAUCGUGCUACCAUCGCCGAUCCGGAUGACACCAAGCCAGAGGACUGGGACAAACCAGAGCACAUUCCUGACCCAGACGCAACCAAGCCUGACGAUUGGGAUGAUGAGAUGGAUGGCGAAUGGGAACCACCAAUGAUUGACAACCCUGAGUACAAGGGAGAAUGGAAGCCGAAGCAGAUUGACAACCCAAGCUACAAGGGUGUCUGGGUGCAUCCCGAAAUCGAUAACCCAGAGUACGUCGAAGACAGCAAUCUGUACCUGCGUGAAGAGGUUUGUGCCGUCGGUCUGGACCUGUGGCAAGUUAAGGCUGGUACCAUUUUUGACAAUUUCCUCAUCACCAACGAUGUUGAAACCGCCGAGAAGGCUGCUGCCGUCUUCAAAGAGACCCAGGAGGGCGAGAAGAAGAUAAAGGAAGCCCAGGAGGCUGAAGAGCGUAAGAAGGCCGAGGAAGAAGCCAAGGCUGCUGAGGACGCCAAGGAUGACGAAGAUCUGGAUGAUGAUGAAGAUGAGGACAGCACUGCGGGAGAGGCGAAUGCUGAAGCCGAUGAAGAUGGCCACGAUGAGCUGUAAGAGCCGUGUCCAACGGAUCUCUCGGGAUGUGCAUUUAAAACAACCACCCUAAAUUAUUUGUCCAAUCUUCCGCAAGACCCUUGUUUUCUUUAGCAUGUUUUCUUUUUUGUUUUUUUUCUGUUGUGCAGCAGUAAGACUAUGUUCAAAUAGUCUCUGUACAAGUCGAGACAAGGUCAACAGCAAUUUUUGCAAAAAGAUAACUUGAUAAACACACACGCAUCCAGAACCCAAAAGAAGAAGAUAAAACCGAGGCGACAAAUGAAAAAAAAAACCUUAUAAGUCUGACUAAUCGUUUUAAAAUAUGAAUGCUGUGUUUAUUGAUAGUGACCGUAGACGAAAAUCGAAGGGCACAUAACGACGGUUAGCACCAGCGAUUUUUUAUGCCGGCGCCGCCGAGAAGAGAGAGCAGACAGAAGAAGAGAACCAAACACACAUUUCUCUUUGUGAUUGCGAAUGAAUGAAUCAUGAUUCAGGUGUAUGAUUAUGUGCGUGUAUAUAAGUUUUUUUCUCUGUUUAAUUCAAAUUGAAUUACUUUUAGAAGCAUAAGAAGGGGAAAAAUCUGAAUAAAAUCGUUUGAAAAAAAAAUU